CUGCAUCAUUCAGCUGAUACCUGAAUAACAUCACCUCACAUUUACCUGACAGAACAGUUGAUCAGUUGAUCAUCACCAUGAAGACUGUCCUGGUCCUCUCCAUUCUCCUCUGUGCUGCAUUUGCAGCUCCACAACCAGAAGGAGAGAAGACAAACAAAGUGAAGGCUCCAGAAGCAGCAAUGGAGGUCCUGAAGGAAGAGGUUGUUGCUGCACCUGAGAUGGACAAGAUGAUGAAGGAUGAGGAAGUACUUGUGCCAGAAGAAUUUGUCCCUGUUCCCAGAAAUGCACCUGUGUCUGAGGAGGCAGCAGCACCUGAAUCUCGUUUCAACUUCUGUCCAGACGGCUGGUUACAGCAUGGCUCUCGCUGCUUCCGGCUCAUCUCUACUCCCAUGAGCUGGUACAGGGCUGAGGAGCACUGCAACAUCCUGGGCGCCCACCUGGCCUCGGCCACCAACCCCAGAGAGUACAGCUUCCUCCAGCAGAUCGCAGGGAUAGGCAGUUCGAAUGCUGCAUGGCUGGGAGGCUUCAACCUGCAGGGCCAGUGGAUGUGGAUUGACCGUGAGGGUUUCUAUUACACCAACUGGUACUCAUACUCCUCCUCCAGCAGCUCCUCUGCUCCUACCUACGCACCACAUAUGGCUGGGGUAACACCAGGUGCAACUCUGCUUUUCGCUUCAUCUGUGUGAAGAACCCUUUCAAGUGUUAAUAUACAGACUUCACAUCUGGGGCCUUUAGAUAGAUCAGCCAGGAUAUUUUUUCCGUUGAAAGCGAUCUGAUGAACUUUGUUGUGUGUCAUACUGAUUUAUAUUUUUCCUUUUUUAUUCUGCAGAGUGUUAAAUGAUUAAGUGUUAUAUAACUUUUGUAUAAAGGCAUUUUUGUUUGUGAUUAUGGCAGCAGUUCUGUAAUAAAGACGUGUGAGAACAGGA
This is a messenger RNA of Epinephelus fuscoguttatus (brown-marbled grouper), 926 nucleotides long. Its product is annotated as type-2 ice-structuring protein-like. Gene Ontology annotation, molecular function: signaling receptor activity. The record is from RefSeq and is a predicted model, not a curated record. Bases 78 to 686 code for a protein of 202 amino acids. NCBI's taxonomy places the organism in Eukaryota, Metazoa, Chordata, Actinopteri, Perciformes, Serranidae. The transcript is spliced from 10 exons.